AUGCCAAAAAAAACUACCGGUAGUCUUGCAGUUCAAGAUGAACUCAAUGGAAUAGAUUAUCGUAUUUUUCUUAAUCCUAAAAGAAUAAAUACAAAUCUAUCAAAAGAAAUAUUAGAUUUGUUGGUUGAAUAUUAUUAUGAUGCCUAUAACAAAGAUUUUGUAGCAUUGUCAAAUAUUUAUGUUACCAACUCAGAAGCUAUACCCGUACUUUCAAAGGUGAAUAUUUACGGGCAAUUACGAUUUGGCUCUAAAAUUUUUAGAUCAUCAUACUCUAAAAAACACAUCUGA
Funneliformis mosseae is the source of this 288-nucleotide messenger RNA. NCBI's taxonomy places the organism in Eukaryota, Fungi, Glomeromycota, Glomeromycetes, Glomerales, Glomeraceae. The record is from the annotation of a GenBank genome assembly.